CAUACCAUAGCUAGCGUUGACUAAAUCCUGUAUAGCUUAUGAACAAGCUGAUGCAUGUGAGUCUUACCUGAUAAACUAUGAGAAUUUUUACAGCAGUCGUUUUCAUACAUUUCUCAGACGGGCAGUGCCUUCCCCAGCUACAUGACUCCGGUCAUGCUGGCAGCCAUGAAGAACAACUACGAUAUCCUGGAGAUGCUGCUUCAAGCUGGCUUCCCUACACUUGAAACUGACGCUUACCAGUGGACAACCUCCAUCAGUCAAGCCAAGGCUUGGCUGGACGCCUACCGUGCGGUGUGCAGUCCGUCCUACAUCCUCCUCACCAGCCCCGACCCGUUCCGUACGGCCUUCCGGACGGCCAAGGCUCUUCGGGACGUCUGCUGGAAGCGGGAACAGUACCGGCCUGAGCUGGAGCAGCUGGCGGACCAGUGUGAGACGUUCGCCUGUGAGCUGCUGGAAGAAGUGUGCACGACCGAAGAACUGGACAUACUGGGACACACAGACGACCCGGAAGGCAUGUCAGAUGAGUCGGUUGGGACUCUACAAUUAGCCGUGGACCUCAAACAACGACAGUUCUCGACGCAGCCUCUUUGUGUGGAGUAUCUGGCGCUCUCCAGAGUAAAGGAGGCGUUCGAGUUCCAUGAAGUAUUCGGCAAUUGGGAGAAGAUGCCUGUUGUUUACGCAGCACUUUGGGGAAUAGCAAUUCAGUUAUCAUACCCAUUGUUGUGUCUGGCAUACAUCAUCGCACCGGACUCACGGAUUGGGAAGUUCUCAAGACUGCACUUCAUCCGCGAGCACUCCUGGAACAUGUCCUGGUUCAUGUUGAUGGCCCUGCUGUUGAUUGAGACGCAGUACUAUCAGGUUGGAAGGGUGGAGAUAGACAGUAUCGUCCGAGGCACGCCUUUACUGGUACCGUACACGGAGGUGUCAGUAGCUCAGACGCUCAUCAUGCUUUGGGUGGCUGGCAUCCUUCUGGAAGAGCUACAGGAAGUUCAGCAUGAGGGAUUGGGGAGGUACUUCCGACAGUUUUGGAACAUUCUUGACUUCACACUUGUGGCCCUGUACCUGGCGCAGAUGGCACUUCGAUUGGUGGCUUAUGUACAGCUUGGUGUCUAUGACCAGGAUACUGUUGCCACCCAAUGGAUGAUAAAGGCGAGUCCACACACCUUCGAGCCGGUUGCAGUGGCUGAUGUGCUCUUCUCCCUCUUCACCAUCACCGUGUUCAUGCGGUCUCUGUCCAUCUUCAGUCAUUACCGAUAUCUGGGAACACUGAUGAUCUCCAUCGGACGGAUGUUUGCGGACAUCGUGAACUUCAUCUCCAUGGACGGCGUGGUGACGUUUGCCUUCGCGUGCGGUCUGAACCAGCUGUACUGGUACUACGGGACUGUCCACGAGUAUCUGUGUGAGGAGUAUUCCAAGGGGAACCUGAAAACGGUGGACUGCCAGAGGUCGCAUGGAUUCAGCACCAUUUUGAAGACUGUGGAAAGCCUUUUCUGGGCAACCUUCGGCAUCACCGACCUGUCCAUGUUGGAGCUGGACCCUGACAGCAGUACGCUGGAGGCGCUCCGCAUCAUGGAACAGCCGGUUCUCACGGAGACGGUGGGGAAACUCAUCUUUGUGCUGUUCCAUGCCACGGUAGUUCUGGUGCUGCUGAACCUGCUAAUCGCCAUCAUGAGUGACUCAUACCAGAGAACACAGGACGAGAAGCGAAGGGACUGGACGUUCUCCAUCGUAAAGGACAUGUUGUUCUACAUGCGAGUGGACCUGUCUCUCGCGCCGCCCUUCAACCUGCUCCUGCUGGUGAAGACCAGUGUGAGCCGUCUCCUGUGUGCCGUGUGCCGACAGGGAAACAGGCGCUCUCCACACUCAGCUAUCGGUCAGGGAAGUGUCCACCCAUCGUCACCAUCUAAACAGGAAAGACAAGAAAAGUACAAGAUGAUGAUAGACCGUCUGGUGAACAGAUACCUGCUCCGGAAGGAACGGGAGACGGAAAACCAGCGCUGAACUACUUUAGCUAUCUGAACUACCUAUUGAUAAACAUUUGAUACUCAAUUAUAGUUGUACCAGUCGAUGGGUUUGUUACAAUUGCUUGCCAUUUUAAUUGAAACUUCAAUUUAUUCAUCAUAGUCGUCGAAUGUUCUUACCAAGAAACAAAAUCUCGGAUAACUUUGACAGUCGACAAAUUCAGGCGCUCGCUGUUAAAGUGUACCGUUGAGCAAUCCACACCUUACGGCAUUUUGAAUGGGAAAUUGGAUCUGAUGGGAAAAGAACAAGCAGAAGCACCAUUUGCACGUAAGUAACGUCUUCUUGUUUCACAAAAAGGGACUAAAAUUUUGAUUAGGUAGCCGUUCACGUAACGUAACAAAUUACUGGACAUGUAACAUUCGGCCACAGAAAAACGAAAAUGAAAUUAACAUCAUUUGCGAAUUAAAUCUCCAUCGUUGUCUUUUGGAAAUGUCUUAAACAUUAUCAUCCUUGUUAAUGGUCAGAUUCUUAAAAGCAAAGUCAGAUACCAUUGUGAAAAUCAAAACCCCUUUGCGAGCCUUUGACGAUCUCCCUAUUCCCGAGAAGACCAAAAUUUGGCAAUUUGACGGUCGUUUUAACAUUUUUCUGGAGGCGGCCGGGAGCGGUAUUGCAGAUUGGGCUCUGUUAGGGUAUUCAGUCUCGAAUUGUAAAAUGCGAAAAAUAUCCCCGAAAUUAUCGUACAGUCCAUACAAACUUUCCCAAAUAGGUCCAGAUAGCCUUAUAUACAUCUAGAAUGACCUUUCACUGGCUUUAAGGCACUACUUGGCUUUAAAAAGAAUUGAUUUUUAUGCGGAGCGCGAGGAACCCAUGUCCGCCCGUAGAGCGCCACCUAUAUCUAUAUCUACAUCAUAUCUUGUACGUAAUGAGUAGCUCAGGGGUGUAUUUGAACAAGAUCCACUUUUCCUAAACAACUUGCGCCUUUUAUUCAACUGUUCGUCUGUUUUCAUGGGGCAGGGGACUGCCAGAGAAGCACGAAUGAUUUCACGAAUGUCACUAAGAAAACAUGAUCUUUCCCCGUAGCAUCUGCUUGGAGUAGUUGGAGACAUCCGAUUUUCUGACACAUUCAGGGUUUACCUUGAUAUCUUAUCCGCUUAUGAUGCACUGGCAUGUAACAUAGAAUGACAUGACAAGGAAAUAUUACGAUCUUUCUCCCAGAGCCAAUAUCUGCUUGGUGAUUUUGAAGGUUGUCCUGUUUCAGAAGCCGGUGUAACAAAGAAAGAGCAAACUUCUACGUUUGUUCUUUCAGGAUUUGUGUUGUUCUGUCUUAGAAUAUCGUGUAACAACUUGGCAUGAUUUGGCAAGAAUGUACAUAUGACAGGAUACGACCCAAGUAAGAUCAGUCUGGUUAUAUCAGAUUAUCGGUAUAUGCAGUCCUUCAAAUACCUGCUAGAUGGCGCUGUCGUACCGUAAAGUACAGAAUGUAUGUGACUAUCAAUCCGUAAAGGAUGAUUAAAAACAUAUCCUCUGGAGAUCCCAAAUCUAAUUAAUCGAAGUGUUUAUCAAGAAAAAUGAACAAUGUAUGCUUGUGACUAUUUUUUCCUAUAUUUUGUGUUUUGUUGUCUUUUGUCAUACUUUCUCUUCCUG
Branchiostoma floridae (Florida lancelet) is the source of this 3606-nucleotide messenger RNA. RefSeq names its product short transient receptor potential channel 4-like. The transcript has 9 exons. Gene Ontology annotation, molecular function: inositol 1,4,5 trisphosphate binding; store-operated calcium channel activity; protein binding. Lineage: Eukaryota; Metazoa; Chordata; Leptocardii; Amphioxiformes; Branchiostomatidae. Gene Ontology annotation, cellular component: cation channel complex; membrane. The coding region runs from base 142 to 2001 and encodes 619 amino acids. The record is from RefSeq and is a predicted model, not a curated record. Gene Ontology annotation, biological process: regulation of cytosolic calcium ion concentration; manganese ion transport; calcium ion transmembrane transport.